UCCUCCGGUGUAGAAGAAGAGAAACUGCCACAACAUGCGAGAAUGUUGGAGAAAUAUCUUCACUUCUAUCUCGGAGUGAUUAAAAAGCGCAUGAGUGAGAGUUAUUUUCCUCAGUGAUUACAUGGUGUCUGUAAAUAUUCCUGGGAGAAUCAAACACUGAAUGCUCUCUCUCUCUCUCUCUCCAGGACAGACUCAGUGUGAAGAGUGUUAGCUUGUUGCUGUUAAAUGUGAUUGAACAGAAACGAGCCGCAGGAGUUGUUCAUGUUUACAGGCUGAUAUUCAGUGGUGUAAGAUGUCGGUGCACUUUGAGGAGAGGAGCGGAGCGGUUCCGUGUAAAACCCCCUGGGGUUCCUGGUACCAGACCAUAGAGGAGGUGUUUAUAGAGGUUAAUGUUCCUCCUGGCACUUCCGGCAAAGACAUCAAGUGCAGCCUCGGCAGCAAACAGGUCGAGCUCAGUGUGAAAGGGAAAGAAAUAUUCAAGGGGAAAUUGUUUGGAACGACAGUGGGUGAUGAAGCAACAUGGACACUAGAGGACAAAAAGUUGAUCAGGAUAGUUCUGAUGAAGACGAACCGCGAGGCAGGGAACUGCUGGACAUCGCUGUUGGAGGAGCAGUACGCUGCUGACCCGUGGCUGCAGGAUCAGAUGCAGAGGAAACUCACCCUGGAGAGGUUCCAGAGAGAGAAUCCUGGCUUUGACUUCAGUGGUGCAGAAAUCUCUGGAAACUUUCAUGGUGGCGGACCAGAUUUCAGCAGUUUACAGAAAUAGCUUCCAAAUUUAAGAGGAUAAGAACUUUACUGCCUGCAGGAGGUUUUUUGAUGACUGGGACAUUGUACUUGAGGCACAGUAUUUCCUAACUAAUUAAACUCGUGCAUAUGUACAGAUGCAAUGAAUAAAAUGUGUGUUUAAAGCAA
Messenger RNA from Neoarius graeffei (lesser salmon catfish), 912 nucleotides. RefSeq names its product NudC domain containing 2 (gene nudcd2). The coding region runs from base 293 to 766 and encodes 157 amino acids. The transcript has 4 exons. The record is from RefSeq and is a predicted model, not a curated record. NCBI's taxonomy places the organism in Eukaryota, Metazoa, Chordata, Actinopteri, Siluriformes, Ariidae. Gene Ontology annotation, cellular component: cytoplasm. Gene Ontology annotation, biological process: protein folding.